CCUCCUCCUCCUCCUCCUCAAUUUCAUUUUUUAUCUUUUUUUUUUGGAUGUUGUUGUUGGUUGGUUGUUGUGGUUGUUAUCAGCGAAAAGAGAGACGCAAUUAAUUAAAAGUGUUACAGCAAGAGAGCGUUGAUAAAAUAAAGAAGUAGGCUUUCUCGCGGCGGUUAGGCAUGUUGUGGUGGCUGCACGCAUACCACUUGUAAACUAAACCGAAACAAAGGAGUGUCCACUUGUUAAUUAUUUAUUUCGAAUAAACGUAGAAGGAUCAACAGGUAGACGUGGUGGCUCAAGCAGACCGGAGAGGAAGAAUAUGCAAUCCGGAUUGAUUUACAGGAAGCCCUCGGCGAUGAUGACGUCGAGCCAAAGUAGUGUCUUCGAUCGAUCCGAAGGAGUAAAAGAUGAGACCUCUAACAACAAAAGAAAAAACCUAGGACGAGAUUCCAGAGAGACUAUACACUCUGGCCACUUUAUGGUUUCCGAUUUCGAAGCGGAAGCGCAGGACGAUGAGGACGAACUCGCCGUUCCUGUUCCCGAGGAGGAAAACAACAAAUUGGCGAUUAUGACGCCGAACAUUUUUUCCUUGGAAAAGUUCAUGGGCGGUACCUUCAAUUACAAGCCCAAUUCUCAACAGCUCAGCAUCGAAACGUCCUUAAACAAGCUCUUUCAGUGCAUGUCCUUGGCCUACAGACAGAAGCUGACGUCUCCCAAGUGGAAUCGCUUCAAAGGGAUCAGACUGAGGUGGAAAGACAAGAUCAGAUUGAACAACGUUAUUUGGAGAUGUUGGCAUAUGCAAUUUAUACUGAAGCAGAACACGUUGGUGUGCCAAUUUGCAUCGCCUCUCGACGUCGACACUCAUAAUAAGCCGGAGGCAGUAGUCUUGGAAGGCAAAUACUGGAAAAGAAAACUUGCUGCAGUUACCGCGGAAUAUAAAAAAUGGCGCAUGUUCUACAGAAACAAAAUUCUUGGUUGGACGAACAAGGAUGGUACGGAAACGAUGGAAUCGAUGGACACGCUGGAUUGGAGCAACGGCAUGGAAACAUCGGAACAUUUUGGCACGAGUGCAGCGAACGCUUAUGGAGGCACCGGGGGAGCUCACGGCGGAGAGAGUAUGAUGGUUGACGAAGACUAUAUGGAGCUUAUGACCGAUACGCUAUUUUCCACAAUUAGCUCCAAUCAGCCUAUAUACUUUCCAGAUCCCAGAGAAAUCGCGCGCGGAGCUAGUCUUGCAGAUUUCAUUCAACCAAGUUUAGGACCACUCCAACCGAAUCUCGACGAUUUUAUGGACACUUUAGAACCAUUACAAGAAUUCUUAAACUCAAAGUUACCGCCUGUACCGGAAGAAGAGGACAUGUUUCGAGGUGGUACCUUAAACACCAAUUAUCCCGAUCUCGAUCUGAUGACGCCGAUCAGUCAGAUGAACGAACUAAACGAAGAGGUAACGUCCAAGGACGAAAGAUCAUCUACGGCCUUGUCCGAAGAACAGGGAAACGGCAUGCAGAAUCUUCAUUAUACCGGAAAAAUAUAUAACCAGUCUGAAGCGGAGUCUAGCAGCGUUUACAGGAAUGACAUGGACAUAGAGAUGAAUUACAGAGACGUGGAAGAAAAUUUCGUCGAGAGGUCGACGGCGACAACUACGACUACAGCAGCGAUGAGGACAACCGGGGGGACGACGGCGACGUCGUCCUCGUUGUCGUCGUCGUCGUCGUCGUCGUCGUCGUCUUCGUCUUCGUCAUCAUCGUCUUCUUCGUCGUCGUCAUCGUCGUCGUCGUCGUCGUCGUCGACGUCGUCGUUGUCUUCCUCGGCAACAACGAAGAAUAGUGGUGGUGGUCAGUCGACGCGAGAAAAAACUCGACAAGAAAAUCGUCGAUCCGGUAGAACCAAUCGCGUGAUACAGCAGACGCAUCAACAGCGAGUGGACGCGUAUCGACAGGUUGUCCAAGCCGUUCCAAAUGUUCAAACAGUUCAACGAAAUUCGUGCUACGAGCAUCAGCAGCAGUCAAGCCAGCAAUCGUAUGCCAUGGAAGUCCAAACUGCGGUACAAUUGGCUCCUAUCGACAAUCAAAUGCAAAUUGCGACGUUGAACGAUCAACCUGUUAAUGCAACACAGAUCUCUUCGAUAGCCGAAGUGCAAAAUUUGGUAACUGCCCAGCAAAACUUUGCGCAAACCAAUACGACAUUGCCCGCUGAUCAGCAGCGUGCUAUAAGAUCCUUACCACCGACCCCUUCGAUGUCUUCGAAGCCUUACAAAAUCGUCCCACCGCUACCCAACACUUGUUACAAACUACCAAACGUCAGCCCAAACUUUAAUACUCAACAACAAUGUAAAUUCGCCGGCAAUAAUUUCAAGACGCAUCCCGCGCAACAAGUCGUAUCUGUUCCGACGCAACAACCAACGCAAUCGCCGAUAUUAUUACAGUGUAGAUCUUCCGGCUUAGAUCUUACCCUGCAACCGACUAAAUUAGUAACACAAUCAAUCGUAACUACGUCGGAAAAGGAAAUUUUUGCAGUGCCUAAAUACCAAAUGAAAGCACGAAACAGAUCUAGAAGCAGUUCCUCCUUGAUACCGCCGAGGAUAAACCCAUUGCCCUUGGCAUCUGCAGUUAGCGACCCUGCUCUUAAUUUAAAUCACAAUGUCCUGCUUGCGCACCUCCUUACAAACAAUACAUCCGGUAUAUGUACGAUGAACACAUCAACCGAAAAAAUAAUACCAACGACGAAUCAAUCUAAUGACGUUAAACACAUCCUACCUAUUUUACCACCGACUGCUUCUGCCACUCAAGUAACUACCGGUCAUCAUAUUGCAACACCAGUUACGGUUCAAGCAAUACAGUCUUCUAUCCAAGCAUCGCAGCACCAACAGGGAAUACAAUCUAAUUGUGGUCAACAACAGAUUCUCUUAAACGCAAAUAAUCAAACUCAUCCAUCGCAAAAUAGUCCUAGCUCGCCCAAGGAUUAUUCCAAUGCGCCUAGUUCUCCUCAAGCCUUGAGUCUGAGUCCCCUUCACAGCCCAAUGAGUAUCGGUAGUCCCUUAUCGCCUCCGCGAAAUUACAUUAAAGGAGAAUCGGAACGAGGACAAUACAAGGAACAAAGAAGGGUCGGUCAUAUUCAUGCCGAACAGAAACGCAGAUACAACAUUAAGAAUGGCUUUGAUAUGCUUCACAGUUUAAUACCGCAGCUUAAUCAGAAUCCUAAUGCAAAAUUAGCUAAAGCUGCCAUGUUACAAAAAGGAGCGGAUUACAUUAAACAAUUAAGGGCAGAGAGGAAUCAGCUUAAAGAGGAGAUGGAUAGUUUGAGACAUCAAAUCGAGUGCCUUAAUACUUCUAUUAGUAAUUGUCAAUCUAUGCUUCCUGCAACGGGUGCUCCAGUCUCUAGGCAUAGAACUAAUAAGAUGAAAGAAAUGUUCGACGAAUACGUGCGUAACCGUACUAGAGAAAAUUGGAAAUUUUGGAUCUUUAGCAUUUUGUUAGAACCUUUAAUGCUCUCCUUUAAUACUUCGGUAUCAACGGCAAGCGUCGAAGAUUUAUACAGAAGCACGGUACUAUGGGUUGAGCAGCAUUGCUCGCUCGUCGAUCUCAGGCCAGCUGUUCUUAACUCCUUAAGGUAUCUGUGUACUGCCACUGAUAUUCUGUCAGAUCCUGCUCGCCUACCCGAAGAAGCACUCGCAGCGGUUAAUCGAACGGAAAGACGACGAUCUACACAGUGACGGAUCAACUUUAAAUUACAGAUCUCUUGGAAAAAUAUAUGCGCAAACAAAUUUAAGACGCAUAAACAUCGUAGAAAUUGAAACUUACCUUGUCUAGUAAGGUUUACCUUUUAUCAAUCUUUAAUAACGAUUAUAAAAAUGUUAUAUAUUUUGAUCAAACCUUUUCAAGCAUAACUCCUACAUCCAACAUUUCUUAUCAAAUCCUAAUCGCAAAAAGAAAACUGAACAUUUAAAAUAAUCGAUCGAUUAUGAAAAGAACGUAGCGUCCGAACUUAUUCCGGUUUUGACUAUGAGUAAAACAAUUGCAUAUGCCCUUAUUUCGUUUCUUAGGCCCCUCUCUACUUGUUCUCCUUAUCGGGGUUUGAUUUUACUUAAUUUCAUCACGAAUUUUCGCUCUUUUCAAAGUUAUUCAAAAAUGGAUCCACUUUGAAACUAAUCGAUCGCUACACUUGUUAAAAUCAUAUACACAGAAAAUUUAAUGCUAAGCGAUCAUUCCAUGCAGAUAUUCUAAAUACAAACAAAACUAGCAUCGUAGCCAUUUGAAUUCUAUUCUGUCAAUUCUGUGAUAUUGCUAAUAAUGUAUUACCGUAAAUACAUUCUUAAAAACA
This is a messenger RNA of Polistes canadensis, 4311 nucleotides long. RefSeq names its product MLX-interacting protein-like (gene Mondo). Gene Ontology annotation, cellular component: nucleus. Gene Ontology annotation, biological process: regulation of transcription by RNA polymerase II. The record is from RefSeq and is a predicted model, not a curated record. NCBI's taxonomy places the organism in Eukaryota, Metazoa, Arthropoda, Insecta, Hymenoptera, Vespidae. The transcript is spliced from 17 exons. Gene Ontology annotation, molecular function: DNA-binding transcription factor activity, RNA polymerase II-specific; RNA polymerase II cis-regulatory region sequence-specific DNA binding; protein dimerization activity. Bases 311 to 3703 code for a protein of 1130 amino acids.